AUGCAUGUUAUAUUAGUGGCUAAUUGUGGUAAAAUCGUCACUAUUCGUGAUGACAACCUAAUACAUAUAGAAGCACUAUUAAAAGGCAGCGAUGAGGCAGAAACAGUGACUGCAAAAUGUGUUGCGAACGUAGUGGACCUCCUUGAAGGUGGAAUAUCUGUAGAGGGCCAACCACAAUGCCAGGAGGUGAUUAAAGAGGCUACUACCGAGAAUUUGGUGGAUGUCACACAGGAAGAUCUGACCAUUGAGACGGAGACCAAACAUGAACCUAUACAUCUUGAUAAUGAAGAGCAAACUGGCGGCGUAACUUCGGGAGAACAGUUCUUUGCAAUACCAAAACGAUUCUUGAACUCGUCCUGUUUUGGAUGUGCUGAUCAUGUUAGUGUAGAAGCACCGGGUGUGCGGCAACUUGCAGAGUUAGCGAUAAGGCAUCUAAACAGACACGAUCCAAAUGUGAAACACGGUCUUGAUGCAAUACUCGAUGUGGAAAGACAAGUUCAGAUCGUAUCCGGUGUCAAGUAUAUGCUUACUUUAAAGGUCACUUUUAAUAAUUGUACUUCACUUGACACUGAAACGUGUAUUGAAACAAGAGCUUGUAAAGUAUCCAUUUUGGAAAAAUCUUGGAUUAAGUUACCAGAUGGCUCAAAGCAUAGGGCUAUUGUUUCAAAUAAUUGCACAGACCAAUGGUUAUUCGGUGAUGAUGGUGAACUGACACAAAAUUUGGAAGGUGACGAGAAUUUGAAUGUUAAGAUAACUGAUGAACAUUCCAAAACAGGAAAUAUAAGCGAUUUCGUUACUCAAGCUGGCAUAACAUCUGAUGAAAUAAUUAAAACUGCUUACAACGUUGACACCGCUAUAAAAAUACAAAGAGAUCUUACUGCGGAGGAAAUAAAGAAUAUUGAGGAUCAAAUUGUAUUGAGUACAAACUCGAAGCCAUCAUCAGAACCCUUGGAUAAUAAUUUAAAUACAUUACAAGGAAAUAAUAGACCCGAAUACGUAGAAAAACUUUAUUCAGAAAAAAGUAAUAAUGACAAUUUAGUUCAACCUAAGGGCGAGAUUGUUACAGGAAAGUCCUCUUUGACUGAUAAAAAGAAGCAGGCUAUUGAUGACUUGCUAAAAAUGUUCGAUGCAUCUGGAUAUGAGUUUAAAUUAUCAACUGAUUUUCAAAGAAACAAAAGAAGUUAUAACAGGGAAUUAAAAGUGUUUUCAAUGGCUGAAAAGUAUUAUCAAUUAAAAAAAAACUUACAAAAUGCUAAGAAAAUCUAUUCAUUUGCUAAAAAUAUUGUAGAGUACUUGAACGAAAUGGAUUUGGAAACAAAAAACCGUCAACUGGUGGAAGUUAUUACUGCAGAAGAAGAAAUACAAAAUCACCAACAUUUCUUUUACAUUCAAACUCGUGUUAAUGUUCCAUGUGAUAAGGCAUAUUGUGAAAAUAAAUUUAAAGAGACAAAGAUUUGUAACGGUGUCAUUGAAACUUUUACUGAUAAUCCACCACGUAUACUCAGUGCUUUUUGUUAUGAUGACCCUAAGCAAAGUACCGUUAAAAAUGAAAUCGUUGAUAUACCUUUGAAUGACCGGUUGCUUCUCAAAAAGUCGAACCAAGCCAUAAAAAUGAUUGAAUUUGAGUCAACGUAUCCUAAUGCUAUGAAAAUUAAACAAAUUUUAGAUGCCACAACUCAAAAGGUAUCUGGAACGUUAACAAAGAUUUUACUAGAAAUUGUUUAUACAGAUUGUAACAAAACAAUGCCAUCUCUUAAAAGGGAAAACUGUUCUGUGGUUGAGAGCAUGGGUUCUAAAAUUUGUGAGAUUAUAAUUCUUGAAAGACAUUGGUUAAAAAAAAUGAAUACAACUUAUGUCUGUAAUGAAAGACCAAUUGAUGGAACAUUUUCAAAAGAAAAAAUUGAAAAUAAAGCAUCGCAUAAAAAAGAUCCUGUGAUUGAAGAAAUGAUUCAUCAAUCCUUAAACUAUUUAGAGGAAAUGAAUUCAAACAGAAAUAACAGGCAAAGAAUAGUCGAAAUUAAAUCUAUUGAAACUCAGAUAUUUGCUGGAUUAAUAACGACUGUAAAAUUUCUUGUUGGGUAUACAAUCUGUACUGAAGAAGUGUCAAAAGAUCUUGAUACUUGUGAGCUUAUAAAUGGUGAACCACUUCGCACUUGUCAGGCAGUAUUCUGGGAUAGACCAUGGUUAGAAGAAGGUAGACAGUUUAAUGUGACUUGUGAAAAGUCUAAUGUAAAUGAACAAUAUAGCAGGCGGAAACGGUCCACAUCGGAUGAUCUUCAUUUUGUUGGUGGUCAAAAAAACAUGAAUCCAGAUGAAGCUAUAUACAAAAAGUUAGCAGAAGAUUCUCUUUCAAAAUAUUUAGAUUCAACUAAUAAUAAUUACGAAUAUGAAGUAUUAUCUGUAGAUAAAGUAACUGUACAAGUUGUUGCAGGAACAUUAACAAGAAUUGAUUUCACUAUAUCUGGAAAAAAACAUAAUGAAUCUGAAAUAAAAACUUGUCGGGCAAAGAUUUGGGAUAGGCCAUGGCUAAAAGAAGGUAGAGAUUUUAAUGUUUCAUGUAACAGUAAAGUGUUUUCAACACGAGAAAAAAGACAAAUCGCUGGUGGAAUUGAAGAAAAGGAUAAGAAUGAUCCAAAAUAUAUGAAUUUUGCUAAAGAAUCUUUGCAAAAAUAUGUUGAGAGUACUGGACAAUCUCAACGUCAUGAAGUACUUAAAGUGAUUAAAGUUUCAUCACAAAUUGUGGCGGGUACUUUAACACAAAUAGAUUUUGAAGCCGUGCCCACCGAUUGUAAUUUAAAUAGCAGUCGACCGCAGGCUUCAUCGGAUUGCCCACCUCAAGGUGACGUCAUCUCCUGCCAUUCGGAAAUCUGGGAGAGAGUGUGGUUGCAUAAGAGAGAAAUUAAUGUUGAUUGUCAGUUAAAAGUUCAAGAGGUGAGGCCCAAGAGAGAAACCGGAAACUUUGCUGAAAAUUUAGACUUAAAUGUUUUGAAAUUAAACAAUCCCCAAACUCCUAACAAUGAUGGUCAAAACCUUAACCAUCUUGAUGAUAAUAUUCGUAGAAAGAAACGACAAACUGCUGUAGAAGAUGAUUAUGUUGACGAAGACACAAAGUUUUACUAUGCUGAUCGUGCUAUUCAAAGCAUAAAUGAUAAUGCUGAUACUAAUAAUUUACAAAAACUUGUUACCAUCCACUCAUUUCAGAGUAGUACAACAAUGGAUGUGAACAUUGUUAGAAUGUAUAUUGAAACAGCGUAUACUUAUUGUCUGCGCCAUCAGGAUGAGACUGAAUUACCCGGAUGUGAAGAAUUAUCAGGAAUGAAUCAUAGAUUAUGUCUCGUGAGACUUUGGCCUUCUCCUGAUGAUGAACUUGUUGUGAAGCAAAUGCAUAUUGUUUGUAAUGAUGACAAGAAUUUUGCGACCUACACUGGAUUAGAUAUCAAGAAAUUUGUUGCGGUAUCCGUUCAAGAAUUAGAAUCAUCUCCGAAGAUCAAAACUAAACUUUUUUUCCAUGGUGAACCUUAUCUCGUACCCAGCUUAGAUCCAAAAGUACCCAUAAAACUCGAAUUCCUUUUAGCAUUCAGUAAUUGUACAAAAAAUAUAGAUCUUACAAACACAGAUUGUGUACGUGAUUCUAGUAGACCUCAUAAAACUUGCACAUCUCACAUUUGGCUAUCCCCAAAUAGUAAACGAAUUAAAAAGCUGAAAGUAAAAUGCGAUCUUCCUAACUUGAUGCGAAAAAAAAGAUCAAUAAGUCUCGAUUCGAAUAAUGCAACAGCUGAUGACAUAAUUAUCCAACAAAUGAUAAAAGAGUCCAUAGAACAGCUUGAAAUGAGUUCCCUGCAUAAAUAUAAGCAGAGACUUCUACAAAUUAACAGUUACUCCUCGAAGAUAGCCUCUGGCCGUGUUACCACAAUUGACUUUGAUGUAGGUUUUUCAUCUUGUUUAAAGUACGAGUGGGUUGAUGAUAUAAAACAAUGUGGAUUCUUGGAGCACUUGCCACGAAGGCAUUGUAUAGCUACAAUUUGGGAACGACUGUGGUUUGAAAAUGGAAGACUUAUCGAUGUAAACUGCCAGGAUGAUGAGACACCAGUGGAAGCCCAUAUUGAGUUUGAAAGCCCAGAAAAUGCAAUGUUACUGGCGAACGAGGCGUUGAAACAUAUAGAAGCAAAGUACCCUCAUCCGCAUCGACAGAAAGUUGUGAGGAUAUUCUCUAUGGAAAAACAAGCGAUUGCUGGCAUUCACUACCGUAUGAAAAUUGAAGUUGGUUACACAAAUUGUUUAGCUUUGAGCAUAAGUGAUAGUUGUACGUUAGACACAAGUUUGGGAACGAAUAAGUUUUGUAGAGUCAACGUGUGGAUACGACCGUGGACGGAUCAUCCUCCUAACUACCGCGUGUCAUGCGACUAUAUCGCCUCAACAGAUUCUGAAACGCAUCGGAAUAUACAAGCUGAAGAACUAUUCUACAACUUUUUAACGACAUACAAGCCAAAUUACAUUGACGACCACAACGAGAUGCUUCAAAGGUUCAAGAUAUUUAAGGAUAAUGUAAGAAGAAUUCAUGAGCUGAACAUUAAAGAGAGAGGAACGGCCAGAUAUGCUGUGACGAGGUUUGCGGAUUUAUCGUCUGAAGAGUUUGCAAAAAAGUAUUUAGGAUUGAAUCCAAGACUGAGAAAUCCGAACCACAUCCCAUUGAAGAAAGCAGAUAUUCCUAGUGUACAGUUGCCUGAGAAGUUUGAUUGGAGAAACUUUGGUGCAGUGACUGAAGUAAAAAACCAAGGAUCGUGUGGAAGUUGCUGGGCGUUCAGUGUCACAGGAAACGUCGAAGGCCAGUGGAAGAUCAAGACAGGAGAUCUGAUAUCACUCUCGGAACAGGAGCUCGUCGACUGUGACAAACUCGACGAGGGUUGCAACGGUGGUCUUCCCGAUAAUGCCUACAGAGCCAUUGAACAGUUGGGCGGCUUGGAGACAGAAAGCGACUAUCCCUACGAAGGUGUCGACGACAAAUGUAUUUAUAAUAAGACGAUGUCUAAAGUUCACAUCAGUGGCGCUGUCAAUAUUUCGUCCAACGAGACAGAGAUGGCGAAGUGGCUCGUACAAAAUGGUCCUAUAUCCAUUGGUAUAAACGCAAAUGCAAUGCAGUUCUACGUGGGUGGGGUCUCCCACCCGUUCAAAAUACUGUGCAGUCCUAACAACUUAGACCAUGGUGUUCUCAUUGUGGGUUAUGGCGUUAAAGAAUACCCACUGUUUCACAAGCGGCUGCCGUACUGGAUCAUAAAGAAUUCGUGGGGAAAGUCGUGGGGUGAGCAGGGCUACUACCGCGUGUACCGAGGAGACGGCACGUGCGGGGUCAAUCAGAUGGCCAGUAGUGCGCUCGUGUAGGGACGCCCUAAAUCUGAUGUCACGAGACCGCUUCCAAACUCAUAGUUUUAGAUAAUUCACAAUUAAAACACCAAUGAGGCGAAAAUGUGAUUAUGAUUUAUAAAUAAAAAUAUUUAUUUAAG
This is a messenger RNA of Leptidea sinapis, 5501 nucleotides long. RefSeq lists its product as uncharacterized. Gene Ontology annotation, cellular component: lysosome. The transcript has 9 exons. Lineage: Eukaryota; Metazoa; Arthropoda; Insecta; Lepidoptera; Pieridae. Bases 1 to 5379 code for a protein of 1792 amino acids. Gene Ontology annotation, molecular function: cysteine-type endopeptidase activity; cysteine-type endopeptidase inhibitor activity. The record is from RefSeq and is a predicted model, not a curated record.